AGAGCGAGAACUACAGAUCGAUUUUAGAAUAUAUUUUAAUUACGUAGUUAGAUCCGAGAUCUAAACCAGACACCAGGAUGCCCGAGGACGUGAUGGUGCCCGCGGGGGACUACAAGCUGGUCAAGCAGUUCCGCAGGGAGCAGGAGAAGCGGCGCAAGAAGGACCUUCCGUGGUCGAAGCGGAUCUUCGACAUAGACGAGCAUACGCUGUUUGGUCGUACUGCCUGGGCUUGGUUUCGGAUCGUGGGCUUCUAUCUGGUCCUGUACAGCAUAAUAAUACUUAUAGUGGCCUUUUGGAUUGGCAUCUUCAUGCUGGCGAUCAUCGAUCCGCAUAAACCGCGCUGGUUGAAGGGUCCGCCGGGUCUGUCGAUGGUGCCCUAUAAUUCCUCUGCGAUCUCCUUCUACGAGCACCUAAUGGGCGAGGUCAUCCCAAUCGCAGACGGCAUCGACGCAUUUUUGAACAAACUUAACGACGAUGCCAUUGAGUUCUUCAACGAGUGCAACCAGGACGAAAUGUGGGGCUACGUAUCGCGGCAGCCGUGCGUCUUCAUCAAGCUGAACAAGGUGAUUGGGUUCCAGCCGGAAACAUACGACACUCAGGACGAUCUGCCCAAGGAGGUGCCCUCGGGCCUUGACGAAACUCUGAGGAAGUACGGCCCCACGCCGAAGAUCUGGAUCACCUGUGAGGUGACCAAGGGACCCCAGCCGGAGAUAGUGUUCUUUCCGGGACCCUACUACGAGGCCUCCGAGAAGAUGACGGGCGUGCAGCGCGUGGUGGCCGUCCAGAUGAACAAUAUGCCCACCAAUUCCGAGGUCCACUUCAGCUGCAAGGUCUGGGCCCGCAAUAUUCCCAUUGAUAAUAAGUUCCAGGGCAAGGGUCAACUCAAGUUCGCCAUGCACGUGCGAGUGGAUACUGCCAUGGAGAGAGCUGAUCCUCCAGCCGAAAUGAACACCACAGCUGCCUCAGUGGUCACUGUUCCUAUGGCCACCCAACCGGAGAUCAAACCCGAAGAUCGUCGCGGUGGAUUGGAAUUGCCCCCCGCACCGCCCAAAGAGGACGACGCGAAGGAUAGAAAUUUGGAUGAAGCCAAGGCCGAGCCUAUGACGGAGCCACCAAGCUAAAUGAAUUGAAAAGAAUCUCUUAAAAACCAUGCUAGUUAUUCAUUUGAACAGAGCUCUUUUUGAAACAGGGAUCCAAAUUAAUGUGUGCCAUGUACUGUUCUAAAAAUCAUUGUCUGUAUAACUAUUCC
Molecule: messenger RNA, 1249 nt
Organism: Drosophila suzukii
Lineage: Eukaryota; Metazoa; Arthropoda; Insecta; Diptera; Drosophilidae
Product: sodium/potassium-transporting ATPase subunit beta-1
Biological process (GO): intracellular potassium ion homeostasis; intracellular sodium ion homeostasis; potassium ion import across plasma membrane
Cellular component (GO): sodium:potassium-exchanging ATPase complex
Molecular function (GO): ATPase activator activity
Source: RefSeq, a predicted model, not a curated record